This is a messenger RNA of Eriocheir sinensis (Chinese mitten crab), 4204 nucleotides long. RefSeq names its product inactive tyrosine-protein kinase transmembrane receptor ROR1-like. The annotation marks the transcript as partial. The record is from RefSeq and is a predicted model, not a curated record. Lineage: Eukaryota; Metazoa; Arthropoda; Malacostraca; Decapoda; Varunidae. Gene Ontology annotation, cellular component: membrane; signaling receptor complex. Gene Ontology annotation, molecular function: protein binding; transmembrane receptor protein tyrosine kinase activity; ATP binding. The transcript is spliced from 16 exons. Gene Ontology annotation, biological process: multicellular organism development; cell surface receptor protein tyrosine kinase signaling pathway; protein phosphorylation.
CCUUUUGCAGUAUGGUCGCAACCGGGAGUGUUCGUCCCUCCCACAGACGACUAUGACUACGACUAUGAGUACGAGGAGACCGCCAAUGCCUCAGAUGUGACUGGACUCAACGACACCAACAGCAGCCUCAAGGUGAUACGGCUGCUGCGGAACCAGACCAAGAGCUCGGGGGAGAACGUGCGUCUCAAGUGCGAGUUCACGGGCGACCCUCCGCCGACGCGCUUCAAGUGGUACAAGAACGAGGCGCCGGUGAUCGAGGAGAAGGGACGCGUCAACAUCAGGAAGUACAAAUUGAAAGCUGACGGCGUUCUUAUCUACGGGACGAAACUGACCAUCAAGGACCUGGAGAUACACGACAAGGGCUUCUACAAGUGCGAGGCGAGCAAUGGCGAGGAAAAGGUCGACUCUACGGGCAUACUUAUCGUCAAGCUGGCAAUGUGGCGGCGUGUAGAAGAGUCCGAGAGCGAGGCCUUCAUCCCACUAUUGGAGGACUUGGGCGUACACUUCCAGAACCUGCCAGGAGGAAAGUUACCCGACGGAGUGUCUGGUGUGCCUGGCGUAGUCAACAUUAAUGUUCCCAAUGGAGGGCAUCCCAGUGGCUUACCCGAGUCAGGGACGGACAACAAGAAUGUUCAGGGAUAUUGCCAAGUUUAUAGAGGAGCCACCUGCAGCGGCUUCAUUGGCAACCAUUCCAUAUACAUCUACUCUCCGCGACACUUGGCUGACAUGGAGAAACGCCUUACCACUGCAAUCACAGUCAUCAGUCACUCAAAUGACCUGUCAGCCAAGUGUGAAGACUAUGCCAUCAAAUCACUCUGCUAUGCCGCUCUUCCUCUUUGUGACGAAAAUGCACCAGACCCACAACCUAGGCAGCUGUGUAGGGAGGAGUGUGAGAUCCUGGUGAACGAUGUGUGCAGGAUGGAGUAUGUCAUCGCCAAGCAGCAUCAGCUCAUUGGCAGGCAGCUUCCCAUCCCAGAGUGUGACGACCUCUCACCAAUCAUCUCCCCAGAGCACAUGUCCUGCAUCCGCCUGGGGGUGCAAAUUGAGCCAUUAGUCGAAGAUGAGAAAUGCUAUGUAAGAAAUGGCGAGUCCUACCGUGGGGCGGAGAGUCGCACAGUGUCUGGGAGGGUGUGUGAGCCAUGGAGCGAGAAUCAGCUCUACAUGCGCACAGCAGACUAUCCAGAACUUAUUGGCGGACAUAACUUCUGUCGGAACCCUGGCGGCUCUGAAGUCCAACCAUGGUGCUUUGUGACAACCGAACACUCUGUCUCCAAGGAGGCGUGUGUUGUUCCUAUGUGCAGUGAUAAUACAGUGAUGUACAUCCUGAUUGCUUCUAUCCUUGGAGCCCUCAUCCUGGUGUCUGUCGUCGUUUAUGUAUGUUUGAAACGAAGGACAAAGUUCCCCAAGCAGCCAUCACCCAAGGCCAAAACUGUGGAGCUGAAUGCCCUGCUGCCCAAACAACAGCAACUUAGGGCCAGAGAAUUCCCUUUGGCUAACGUUCGUUUCAUGCAAGAGCUUGGUGAAGGCGCUUUUGGAAAAGUCUACAAAGGUGAGCUUCAAGGUGUAAGUCCUGAUGGUAGCUCAGUGCUGGUGGCUAUCAAGACCCUUAAGGAGAAUGCCACCGCAAAAACCCGGCAGGACUUCCACCGAGAAGUUGAACUGAUGACGGACCUGAGACACCCUAACAUUGUGUGCCUGCUGGGCGUGGUCAUGAAGGAGGAGCCCAUGUGCAUGCUGUUUGAACACAUGUCACAGGGUGAUUUGCAUGAGUUUUUGAUUGCUCAUUCACCGAGGUCAGAUGUGUCGGCGUGCAGUGACGAUGGCAUGUCUCAGGUGGUGCUGGAGCAGCCAGACAUGCUGGCCAUCGCUACUCAGAUAGCUGCAGGUAUGGAGUACUUGGCCAGCCACCAUUAUGUGCAUCGUGACCUUGCCUCCCGGAACUGCCUGGUGGGGGAGAACCUGACGGUGAAGAUAUCAGACUUUGGGCUCUCACGGGAUAUCUACUCUUCAGAUUACUACAGAGUCCAGAGCAAGAGCCUUCUCCCGGUGCGAUGGAUGCCCCCCGAGUCCAUCCUGUAUGGGAAGUUCACGACAGAGUCGGACGUGUGGAGCUUUGGGGUGGUGCUGUGGGAAAUAUUUAGUUUUGGCUUGCAGCCAUAUUAUGGUUAUAAUAACCAGGAGGUGAUAGACAUGAUUCGAUCACGACACCUUCUGCCGUGCCCCGAGGACUGUCCUCCUCGUAUAUACGCCCUCAUGGUGGAGUGCUGGCAUGAAACACCUAACAGGAGACCAACCUUCAGGGAGAUUCAUGGUCGCUUGAGGUCAUGGCAGGGUUUAGAUAAUGGGGGCCUGGCUGGCACCUUGAGUGGAAGUGUUUCAGGCCACUCAGGCUCUCAGCACUCCAGCACUGGCCCCUCCAACAACACUGGCUCCACAAACCUCUCCUCCAACACUCAUCCUCCACACCUCCACCGUGCAUACCACCCUGGGGCCCACUACCCUCCUCCUGGUCCCCCCCACUCCCCGGCCUACUCAGCACCAUAUCAGCCAGCUCCCCCACCAGGGAUGAUCCCAGGGCUGUACCCGCGUCUCAAUGCGCCCGUAGGACACCAGCAGCCGGUGUACUUGGCGCAACGAAGCAACGUGCUGGGCGGUUCUCCCGUCACGGUCAGAGUCGCUCAGCCACAAGCAGUUAACGUAGGAACUGAAACGCAGCUCGCCAAUCUCUGAAAGAAUUUUUCUUUGGAAGUUGAAUUAUGGUCCAAAGAAAUCUGUGAGUAAAUAAAUGUGAAUCUCAGCAAAUUUUUUGGUGUUGAAUUUAUUGUUGAGAAUCAUACAGUGCACUUGUUUCUUCAACAUAUAAGUGCUUCACUAAAGCAAAUGACAUUGACUCCUUAAGAAACUGCAAUAAAAUAAUUUCCUGUGUGUUUCAUAGAGUUAGAUACUUACAUGUAUAUCUAUAAACUUAAUACCAUGAUACAUAUAUAUCUGAACACAGGUGUCUGUUUAGUCCAUACAGUGGAAAAGUGUUUGCAUGAAGAAAUUGACAAUGAAUAUGAGAAAGAAAAAUCUUAACCUGAGAUUUGUAAGAAAUUUUGCAGUAUACACUAUUUCUGUCUGUGAGGAACUUUAAACAUAUUUGAAACAAAGUUGUGUUUUGCGCAAGGUAGCUUGAUCUUAUCUUAUACAAGAAUCAAACACGGCUUCAGAGUAAUGUGGCUUUAUGCAUAUAUUUCAGCCUUGAAAAUUGUUUCCCUUGGAUAAAGUGCAACUAAUCAGGAAGAAACGAAAUGUUAAAGGUGGACUGUAAAGAUGCAUUUACAACAUUUCUUGAUCCAGUUGGUGUACUGUAUGAGUCAAUUAUGUAAUACAAUUUGGAAGUCUUGAAGAGGUCACUGAUGAUAUUUUUGUGUAUUUACGCAAACGUGAAGAGCUUUAUGAGAUGAAAUAUUUUUUAUGCUAUGCUGCAAUGCACUUAUGCUUUAUAUUUUACUGUCAUAAAAUUAACUAAGUCAAGAAUUUUGCUAAUAUGCAGUAAGCUUUGAUGUGAUACUUUACUCUCUCUCUCUCUAAUUUCCUUUCCAAACAAAGUAGUUUACUUUUAUGCCUGGUCAAGUAAUAGCCAGCAUGGAUAUCUACAGUUUGUAUUAGUAUGUAAUCUCAACAUUGACCUCUUAGCACAACUGCAUAUAUUUUAUGAAAUGCUUCUGAGCAAGAGUUAUUGUAAAAUAGUCAUGGAAUUACUGGUCAGCUAACUGCAGCAGAAUGUGUUAGGUGUUUAUUUGUCAUAAGCAAGUACAUGUGAAUCAUUCUUGACAUGUCAGACCAGGAAGGUGGUUCCAUAUUAUUCCCACAAGAUCACAGUGUACAUUGGCAGUAUCAUAUUAGUAGUGAGAAAUAUUUUCAAAUGGUUUUCCUUAAAGCUGUUUGAAAAAGAAAGAAUCUCAUAAUCACCCACUACCUUGCAUUUUAUCAUGGGAGAUUCUUCAUUAGAAUAAAAAAUAUUUGUAAAUUAUGGAAAGGGAGAUAUGAAAUGUAAAAUCAGUCAUGUGUGUCAUCUGACUGGUCUUAAGAAUUUUAUCAAGAUAUUAAGAAAAUGUAAAUAGGUCUGUAGAUUAUACUAUUUAUAAUCAUAACAAAUCCUUUUUAAGAUUACCACAACUGAGUCUUUUUGUACAUGCAAGCAAGUGGUAAAGAUACAGGA